Molecule: messenger RNA, 938 nt
Organism: Phodopus roborovskii (desert hamster)
Lineage: Eukaryota; Metazoa; Chordata; Mammalia; Rodentia; Cricetidae
Gene: Lin37
Product: lin-37 DREAM MuvB core complex component
Exons: 9
Coding region: 116-856 (246 amino acids)
Biological process (GO): negative regulation of transcription by RNA polymerase II
Cellular component (GO): Myb complex; transcription repressor complex
Source: RefSeq, a predicted model, not a curated record
AGGAGCAGUGGUACCCAGACUUACCUUUGACCUUUUCCUGCCUGCCUCCCGCCGGGGCUUGUGGAUCCUGCAGCUAGGUUUUUCCGAUCCAGCGAAUUAGACCUGGACCCAGACCAUGUUCCCGGUGAAGGUAAAAGUGGAGAAAUCAGAGAUGGAGAUGGCCAAAGCCCGGAACCAGCUGGAUGCCGUUCUUCAGUGUCUGCUGGAGAAGAGUCACAUGGACAGGGAACGUCUGGAUGAAGAUGCUGGGAAAACACCCUCAGAUACACACAACAAGGAUUGCUCCAUCGCUGCUGCUGGCAAAAGGCCAUCUGCCCGCUUCCCCCACCAGCGGAGGAAGAAGAGGAGGGAGAUGGACGAUGGGCUGGCUGAGGGGGUUCCUCAGAGAUCCAACACAUAUGUGAUCAAGCUGUUUGACCGGAGUGUGGAUUUGGCCCAGUUCAGUGAGAACACACCAUUGUAUCCCAUCUGCCGUGCCUGGAUGCGCAACAGUCCCUCAGUGCGAGAGCGGGAGCGGUCACCCAGCUCACCGCUGCCCCCUCUGCCUGAGGAUGAGGAGGGUUCAGAGGUCAUUAACAGCAAAAGUCGUGAUGUGUACAAGCUGCCUCCACCCAUAGCCCCUGGACCACCUGGAGAUGCCUGCAGAUCCCGAAUUCCAUCCCCGUUGCAACCUGAGACCCAGGGUACCCCUGAUGAUGAACCCUCGGAGCCUGAACCUUCUCCCUCCACACUCAUCUAUCGCAACAUGCAGCGCUGGAAACGCAUUCGCCAGAGGUGGAAGGAGGCAUCUCAUCGGAACCAGCUUCGUUAUUCAGAAAGUAUGAAGAUCCUGCGGGAGAUGUAUGAUCGCCAGUGAUGUUCCCAGUUCCCCCACCCCAAUAAACCUGCUCCCAGCCCACACCGGCCAGCCCAUCCUUCCUGGCCCAGACAUAAGGCAA